AUGAAGGCAUGGCUGACGAAUACAGAUGAAAACCCUCCAAUUCGUGCGGAGCCGACGGACGGGCUCACCUUGAGAGAUGUCGAGAAAGCCGAGCCGGCCUCAACCUCAUCGCCGACAAGCUCGGAACGUGACUUCGAAGGUCGUGUAGGCCCUGCGAAGCGCUACUUCAAAUCGAUCGAACAGACUCUGUUCAGAUACAACAUCGAGGCUCGUGGGGUGGAGCGGGUGCUCCCGGAGCAUCGACAUGACAUGCACCGGAUGGGCUUCGUUCAAGUCUGCCUCGUGUGGAUCAGCAUCAACCUCGAGGCGAUCAUGGUCACCCUCGGCAUGCUCGGACCCGCCGUCUACUACUUGCCGUUCACUGACGCUUGUCUGCUCGGCGUCUUCGGCGCUCUCCUCGGCAGCCUACCGGUGGCCUACAUUGCCACACUUGGCCCGAAAUCCGGCCUGCGUACCAUGAUUCUCACGCGCUACGUUACUGGUUGGUGGCCGUCGAAGCUCAUCGUUGUUCUCGCUUUGAUCGUAUUCUUGGGCUACCUGCUCAUCGAUGCCGUCAUCGGUGGACAGAUUCUCAGCGCCGUCAGCCCCAACGACAGCCUGAGCGUCAUCGUCGGCAUCGUGAUCGUUUGCGUCUUGAGCUGGGUAGUCUCGACAUGUGGAUAUGCCUUCUUCCAUACCUAUGAGAGAUACGCAUGGUUGCCACAACUGAUCAUCCUAUGUCUACUCGCGGGUGUCGCGGGCCCAAAGUUCGACCUGACGGCGAAUCCAUCCGAAGGCGCGUCCUUGGGCGAGAUCGCUGGCAACCGGCUCUCCUUCUUCAGCCUGUGUCUCGCAAGCCAAAUCACCUACGCCCAAGCGGCCGCCGAUUUCUUCGUCUACUACCCAGUCGACACCUCCCGCACGAAGAUGUUCCUAUCGACAACCAUCGGCCUGACAGUCUCCUCAGCCUUCACCCUCAUCCUCGGAAUCGGCCUCGCCUCCGGCACAGCAUCGGUCCCAGAAUGGAGCGCCGCAUACGAGACGUCCCAAGGCGCGCUCAUCGUCGAAGCGUUCCGUCCCCUCGGCGGCUUCGGCUCCUUCUGCAGCGUCUUGCUCGCCCUCGGUCUGGUGGGGAACAUGGUGCCGCCGCUGUACGCCUCGGGGAUAGAUUUCCAAGCCCUCGGCCGUCCCUUCGCCCGCGUGCCCCGGAUCCUCUGGACCACCCUCGCCAUCGUCAUCCCCCUCGUCGCCGCGAUCGCCGGCCGCGAGCACCUCGCGCAGAUCUUCACCAAUUUCCUCGCCCUGAUGGGUUACUGGGUCAGCAUUUGGAUCGCCAUCGUCCUCGAGGAGCAUUUCCUCUUCCGGAGAUCCCUGGCCCGGCCCGAUGGAUGGGACUGGGCCGCCUGGGACGAUCGUUCCCGGCUGCCGCUGGGCCUCGCCGCGCUGUUUGCCUUCCUCGUCGGCUGGGCCGGUGCGAUCUUGUGCAUGGCGCAGGUGUACUAUGUCGGACCGUUGGCGGGCUUGAUCAGCGAGUAUGGUGGCGAUAUGGGCAAUUAUGUCGGUUUCGCUUGGGCUGCGGUCGUGUUCCCGCCCGCGCGAUGGCUCGAGUUGCGCCGCUUCGGUAGAUGA
This is a messenger RNA of Dissoconium aciculare CBS 342.82, 1608 nucleotides long. RefSeq lists its product as uncharacterized. Gene Ontology annotation, biological process: transmembrane transport. NCBI's taxonomy places the organism in Eukaryota, Fungi, Ascomycota, Dothideomycetes, Mycosphaerellales, Dissoconiaceae. The record is from RefSeq and is a predicted model, not a curated record. Gene Ontology annotation, molecular function: transmembrane transporter activity. The coding region runs from base 1 to 1608 and encodes 535 amino acids. The transcript is spliced from 2 exons. Gene Ontology annotation, cellular component: fungal-type vacuole membrane; plasma membrane.